Molecule: messenger RNA, 968 nt
Organism: Vitis riparia (riverbank grape)
Lineage: Eukaryota; Viridiplantae; Streptophyta; Magnoliopsida; Vitales; Vitaceae
Product: ubiquitin-conjugating enzyme E2 2
Exons: 6
Coding region: 289-747 (152 amino acids)
Source: RefSeq, a predicted model, not a curated record
CAAAGAGAGAAAGGGAAAGAGACAGAUUGGGACCGCUGACCUGAGCCUUGAACGACGUCGUUUCGUUAUAUAAAGACCGUAACCUAGUUUUCCCUUUCUCUCUCGCUUCGAUCCAUCUAUCAUCAUGGGUGUCUGGCUCUGAUAUCGGCAUCCUCCCUUUGUUUCCUAGGAAAUUUUCCAGCCAAAAGUUUCUCUCUAUCGCCGAAGAAUCAAACCUACUCGCCGCGUUUCCUUGCAAGUGAGCUCUUAUAAGAAUUUAUUUUCUCACUUUUCCAUUGGGCGGUGAGGAUGUCGACUCCAGCCAGGAAGAGGCUCAUGAGGGAUUUCAAGAGGUUGCAACAGGAUCCACCUGCAGGCAUCAGCGGUGCUCCUCAAGACAAUAACAUUAUGCUCUGGAAUGCUGUUAUAUUUGGACCUGAUGACACACCUUGGGACGGAGGUACGUUUAAAUUGACGCUUCAGUUUACAGAGGAUUAUCCGAAUAAGCCACCAACUGUACGCUUUGUUUCUCGAAUGUUCCAUCCAAAUAUUUAUGCGGAUGGAAGCAUUUGCUUAGACAUUCUACAAAAUCAGUGGAGUCCAAUUUAUGAUGUAGCUGCCAUUCUUACAUCCAUCCAGUCGCUGCUUUGUGACCCAAACCCAAACUCUCCUGCAAAUUCAGAAGCAGCACGGAUGUUUAGUGAGAACAAGCGUGAAUACAACAGGAGAGUGCGUGAGAUUGUUGAGCAGAGUUGGACAGCUGAUUAAUUCCUCAUGGUAGGGUGAUGGAAUUAUAAAAAUAGCCUAGUGGCCUGUUUGAAUAACUAUGGGACUUCUAAGCCAUUGUGUUGUAAACACCUUUUAUAUUUUAUAUGUUUGCUUGCCUUCCAAGGAUGGAUGUUAAUGGUCUCUAUUUUUGUGUCCCUUGGAUAUAACUUGUUGCAUUUUGCUUCAAGUAAAUGCGCAUAAAAGGUUUCUCGUUACCUCUA